Lottia gigantea (owl limpet) is the source of this 627-nucleotide messenger RNA. RefSeq lists its product as hypothetical. Gene Ontology annotation, cellular component: extracellular region; lysosome. The record is from RefSeq and is a predicted model, not a curated record. NCBI's taxonomy places the organism in Eukaryota, Metazoa, Mollusca, Gastropoda, Lottiidae. Gene Ontology annotation, molecular function: calcium ion binding. The transcript is spliced from 6 exons. Gene Ontology annotation, biological process: cell-matrix adhesion. The coding region runs from base 1 to 627 and encodes 208 amino acids.
AUGCUCGUGUCAUUUCUAACUUUGUUGCUUAUUUUAUCGUCUGGAAAUGGUCAGACAACUAAAAACUGUUGUUUACCCGAUGAAUAUGAAAUGGAUAUGGGAGAAACCGGAAGCACUUUUAAAGAUAAUGUAUUCCAGGAAAUGCAGGGAUUCUUGAGCACUUCCUACAGUCAUAAAGAUAGAAAAGUAUCGUCUAGAGGUACUAACGUUGUUAAUGGCCAACUUGUUCAAACAACUGUUUUAAUGGAUUACAAAACGCAUAGAGAAUAUAUCAAUGUUAAUGGUAAUUGUACUGUUUACGAGAUGAAAGCACCAAUGAUCAAUCCAUGUAUUCCAGAUAAUGCUUUAUUUGGUGGUAGAACAAGAUAUGGAUAUGGAAGUAAUCAUAUUGAUGUUGAUUUAUGGAGAUUUAACUUGUCAAAUCGUCCAGAUUCACCAAUCAAACUCAGUAUUACUGAUGAUUGUACCCCUAUCACACAAACACAAUUUGAUCCUAAAGCCCUUCUUGGUGGUAAAACAGAGGUAGUUUAUAUAUUCAGUAAUUUUAGACCUGGUAUUAAAGCUAGAAAUAUAUUUACAGUACCAACUGAAUGCCACAACAAACCUGUUCUGAAACAUCAUCUAUAA